Drosophila montana is the source of this 846-nucleotide messenger RNA. RefSeq names its product translationally-controlled tumor protein homolog. Gene Ontology annotation, molecular function: calcium ion binding. The record is from RefSeq and is a predicted model, not a curated record. The transcript has a single exon. Lineage: Eukaryota; Metazoa; Arthropoda; Insecta; Diptera; Drosophilidae. The coding region runs from base 162 to 680 and encodes 172 amino acids. Gene Ontology annotation, cellular component: cytoplasm.
AAAUAACAUGUAAAACAAAUUAAUCCAAAAAUUAUCCUUUUUAUACAGCGCAUUUUUCGCUGUCGAUAUAUCGGAUUUCUGUCUUUGCUAUUGAUAUUGCGAGUCAAUCGCACUAUAAGAGCCAAACGUCGAUUAUAUAAGACGCAAAAUCCAACGCAAUCAUGAAAGUCUACAAGGAUAUCUUUACCGGGGAUGAGAUGUUCACGGACACGUAUAAAAUGAAGUUGGUCGACGAUGUUAUUUAUGAAGUGUACGGAAAGCUGGUCAGCCGCAAUCAGGACAACAUUGUCCUGGCCGGUGCCAAUCCAUCGGCCGAGGAGGCUGAUGAGGGCACCGACUCAGCCGUAGAAAGUGGCGUUGAUGUGAUAUUGAACCAUCGCCUGCAGGAAUCAUUUGCAUUCGCAGACAAGAAAUCUUUCACACUUUACCUUAAGGAAUAUAUGAAAAAGGUGCUCGAGCAUUUGCAGGCGAAUGCACCCAACGAAGUGGACGUGCUCAAAAACAACAUGAACAAGGCGAUGAAGGACAUUUUGGGCAGAUUCAGGGAAUUGCAAUUCUUUACAGGCGAGUCGAUGGACGUCGAUGGCAUGGUCGCCAUGUGCGAGUAUCGCGAAUUAGACGGCGAGGGCGUCCCAGUUUUUAUGUUCUUCAAACACGGUCUCCAAGAAGAGAAAUUGUAGUCUACAUUUGCGGCGACACUUUCCAAAUGACAGUUUUUAAAUUGUUUUCCGAUGUAAGCAAAAUUAUAAAUAAUUGAUAAUUGAUAAGCAAGCCAUCAGGAUAUUUUGAGUUACAAUAAACGAUAUCGCUCUGACGAAACGAACGAUAAAUAGAUCAUUAAAAAUA